GACAAGGAUUGAACUGCACAUGGCGAGCGCUGUAGAUGCCUCGGGAAACCCUAUCCCUUCGUCGUCGGUGUUGAUGGCAUCGUCGAAGCACAUUGGGAUUCGGUGUCACUCUGAGAACUUGGAGUUUCUGAAGUGCAAGAAGAAAGAUCCCAACCCUGAAAAGUGUCUUCACAAGGGUCGAGAAGUUACUCGUUGUGUCCUUGGACUUUUGAAAGAUCUGCAUCAAAAGUGCACAAAGGAGAUGGAUGAUUAUGUUGGCUGCAUGUACUACCAUACAAAUGAAUUUGACUUGUGUCGCAAAGAGCAGCAAGCAUUCGAGCAAAAGUGUUCUUUGGAAUGAAACUAAGCACUGUGUUGUCUAAAAUAAUAACAGCCCAUUUGGAGAAUAUUUCUGAUGCCUGGGUGGUUCCUGCCAACUGAAGUAGGCAAGUAAAACACGAAGCAGUCAAAGCACAAGUAGCACACCAAAAUAAAAGAAUCAACCAUGUAAUUUUUUUCCCUGAAACAAAUU
This is a messenger RNA of Vigna umbellata (rice bean), 511 nucleotides long. Its product is annotated as NADH dehydrogenase [ubiquinone] 1 alpha subcomplex subunit 8-B-like. Gene Ontology annotation, cellular component: respiratory chain complex I. Lineage: Eukaryota; Viridiplantae; Streptophyta; Magnoliopsida; Fabales; Fabaceae. The record is from RefSeq and is a predicted model, not a curated record. Gene Ontology annotation, biological process: mitochondrial electron transport, NADH to ubiquinone.